AUGAAGGCCACCUUCGCAGCAAACUGCGGGGUUGGAUGGCCCUUAGACAGUCGAUAUGGGCCAGAGAAGCCAAAGCCGCUGCCAGCACGCUAUCCUUCACAUGCGCCGGGCCAAAAACCUGCCUGGGAAUGCAAGCGCAACUUCAAUCCAACCUGCCCGGACGGCUUCAACUUUGAUGGUGUCAUGUGCCACGAGGCCCGGGAUGGUCCUGCCAUGAUGCGCAUGAUGUGCCAUGCACUGAUCCCAAUCUUUUGCAACAGGAUGGAACCUAUUUGGGUGCCAACAUGUAGCUUGGACAGCAGUGCUGCGUGCUGCAUUUGGCACCAUCAAUUUCUUGAGUCUUCGGAUUCUGUCGUUUUCAUUGUUCCAUUUGAAAUGUUUUGCAUUUUCAUGUCACUGGCAGUGCCUUCUUUCCGAAUCCAAGGAAGAAUUGCCGGUAUCUCAGAGCAACAGCCUUGCCGCCGUGCACCUGCAGGGGUAAGCAUCAGUUGCAAGUUUGCAAGCACAGAACCCGCAACCAUCGUGCAACCCAUGGUCAUCUAUUGCCAUCGCUUCCCAUUUAUGUUCAUUUAA
Molecule: messenger RNA, 573 nt
Organism: Cladocopium goreaui
Lineage: Eukaryota; Dinophyceae; Suessiales; Symbiodiniaceae
Source: the annotation of a GenBank genome assembly